Molecule: messenger RNA, 871 nt
Organism: Phalacrocorax carbo (great cormorant)
Lineage: Eukaryota; Metazoa; Chordata; Aves; Suliformes; Phalacrocoracidae
Source: RefSeq, a predicted model, not a curated record
ACCCCUCGUGUGGGAAAAGAAGUCCCGCCAAGGAAAGUCCCCUUUCACAUGCUAAUUCUGGGUUAUAAAUACAGCAGAGGAGCAGUGGAGCAGCAAAGAGCCUGUCUGGAAAGGGAACGACCCACUGCCUGGGUGCCUCCUUCCCAUCCCAUCCUCCCGGUGCCCAGGGUGGGCAGGUUGGAUUACAAUGACCGCUGCAGCCACCACCGGUGGCACCCACAAGCUCACCUGCACCAAGGAGGAGAGGAAGUUAAGGAAACCCCUCAUUGAGCGGAAGCGAAGGGAAAGGAUUAAUAACUGCUUGGACCAACUGAAGGAGACUGUUGUGGGUGCAUUUCAUCUGGAUCAGUCUAAACUGGAAAAAGCAGACAUCCUCGAAAUGACAGUGAAGCACCUCCAGAACAUCCAGAGCAGCAAACUGAUGGCUGACUCCAAGGUGGGUCUGGAAGCCCAGCAGAGGUACAGCACCGGGUACAUUCAGUGCAUGCACGAGGUGCACAACCUCCUCCUCACCUGCGAGUGGAUGGACAAGACCCUCGGGGCGCGCUUGUUAAACCACCUGCUGAAAUCCUUACCCAGGUCUGGUGAAGAUACCUGCAAAGCAGCAGUAAGGUCUUCAAGCCCAUCACAGCAACCUCCCUUGAUGCCAAAAAGCCCCCUGAGCCCUAAGGGGAGCACUCAGGGAACAAACCCAUCACAGGAGCACUUCUGCCCUGCAGAGAACAAGCAGGUUUCAAAAAAUUCCUUCCAGCUGCUGCCAUUGUCGGUUUUCAGCCAGGUUGAGGCUGCACCUCCCAGACAGGUCCUGCAGCCAAAUUUUUCCCAUAACAACUCUAGAAUGGGGUCAUUAGAUAUGUGGAGACCAUGGUAA